Messenger RNA from Bufo gargarizans (Asiatic toad), 2765 nucleotides. RefSeq names its product transforming growth factor beta receptor 3 (gene TGFBR3). Lineage: Eukaryota; Metazoa; Chordata; Amphibia; Anura; Bufonidae. The record is from RefSeq and is a predicted model, not a curated record. Bases 219 to 2666 code for a protein of 815 amino acids. The transcript has 17 exons.
CCCGCCCCUUUCUUUUCUUCUCUGCAGCUUGGAGUGUCCCAGAGCCGGAGAUGCCUGAAACUUCAGCCCAGUGGGAACUGACAAGAGGCAGCAGGAGCUGGACAGCCUGUGCCUGAGAGCUGAGGGCUGCAGAAGGCUCUGGCGGAUAAAAAUAAGAUAACCAACUAGGGGUGGGGGGAACUUAUCAGCGGACUGCGAGAAAAUCCCACCAGGACAAGAUGAGGACUCUGGGGUUCCUACGUGUGUGUCUUCUCCUCUGCUGGCACUCCUCCUCUGCAGGUCCUAUCCCUAAAGCUACAUGUCUGCUGUCACCUGUUACUGAAGAUCACCCUGUCCAAGCUUUUCUGGAAAGCUACAAUAUUUUAUCUGGCUGCGCAAGUAAAGGAACAAUAAGUCAACCCCAAGAGAUUCAUAUCGUAAAUCUUAAAUGUGUGGAGGAAGACCCCUGUCAAAGUGAACACGAGGUCACUUUGCAUUUGACCCCAAUCUCAACAGUCUUGGUUCAUAGCAAACCUCUGGUGUUCAUCUUGAACUCCCCGCGGCCUGUGACGUGGGAGCUGAAGACUGAGAGACUGGAAGCAGACAUUCCAAGAUUUUUAUUUGUAUCACAAGGCUCUACCGUUCAUUAUGAUGAAAGAAGCCUCUCUAUGAACACACACACAGAAGUACAGGUCCUUCCUCUCGAAAACGAACCCCUGCUACAAUGGACCACAAAGAAAUAUGGGGCCGUUACGUCUUUUACAGAAAUGAAAAUGACCAAUUAUAUUGACAUCAGAGUGGGUGAAGAUUCCUCUUUUCCUGAAACGUGCAACAUCCAAAAGAGUUUUCUCUCUCUGAACUAUCUUGGACGUUACCUUGAACCUCAGUUUGCCGAAGGCUGUGUCUUAGGAGCAGAGGAAGAAAGAUUGGUUUACAUCAUAGAGUUGGAUUCUCCAAGUGCCAAACCGUACAGUUCAUUUCAGGUCGACAUAAUCAUUGACAUCAGUCCACGCCAUCCAGAUUUCACUCUUGUCAAGAAUCUUGUCCUUAUCCUCAAGUGUAAAAAAUUAGUCAACUGGGUUAUCAGGGUGAACAAUGUCAAGGGAAAAGUGGAAAUCUUGACAUCGAACAGUGUUACUUUCAGCAAAGAUCCAGAAAGCACUCUUUUCACAAGCAAACAGGUGAUCCAAAACAUUCCCUCAACUCAGGAGCGUUUAAUAAAGUGGGCUUCUGAACAAAAUUACCCAGUGACAGCCUACACAUAUGUACCAGUGGCGAACAAGUUUGACAUUAAACUGGAUGACAUAGAAAUGAAUGAUGAUGGGAACUUUACAAGUCCACCUGAACUCAACUUGUUACUCGACGGCAAACAAGACCACACAGCACAAGACAUUUUGCAUAAGAUAUUGGGUGGAGGUGAUAGGCAUCAUUUGCCCAAGGAGCCUGAGGAAGUACAGGGAAAUAUAAAUGUGGCUGUGUCUGUGAAAUGUGAUAAGAACAAGAUGGAGGUGUCUAUAGAAAAGGACAGUUUACAGGCCUAUGGAUACGUAAGGGAAGAACUUUCUCUACUUGAUCCACUUUGCAGAGCAAGAGAAAAUGGCACUCAUUUUAUCUUAGAGUCUUCCCUGACGGAAUGUGAGACACAGCACACUAUUGAGGACUCAAACAUUGUAUACUUCAAUACUAUUGUUAUACCGCUGCCACCACCCACUGAGGGAAGUGGCUGGCCUAGCGAUUACGUGGAUUUGGAAUCUGGAGACAGCGGUUUUCCAGGAGACGCAGAUGAAACAGAAAUAGAUCUUCCCUACUUGAAGCGGCAUGAAAUUGUUGUGUUUAACUGCACCAUUCCAAAAGACAGCACGGAUCACUCCGACCCCAUGUUUGCACCUGAUACCACGAUAAAUAAUGUCACGUUUAAUAUGGAGCUGUACAAGACUGAUCUGUUUCUGACACCUGCUCAGGUCCCCUUCACUGUGGCUGAAAAUGGACAGGUCUUUGUAGAGGUCUCGGUUACCAAAGUCGAGAAAGAAUUAAGCUUCAUGAUCCACAGUUGCUCUGUUUCUUCCUCCUCCAACGUGGACGCCUCCACCCAACAUACCCUCAUAGAAAACAUAUGCCCUACUGACGAAUCUGUAAAGUUUUACAAAGUGAAGAAUAUGAACUAUCCAACCUCGCAAGAGCAGACGGAGAAAAAGCGUUUCAGCUUCAUGUUUAAAUCCAUGUUUGACACGUCGUUGGUCUUCCUCCACUGCGAGUUGACUCUGUGCACAAAUCGCGUUGGAGCCGUGAAGGGCCUGCCCAAGUGCAUUCAUCCGGAUGAAGCCUGCAUUUCUCUCGACUUAAACACCAUCAUGGUGAUGAUAGACAACAAGAAGACCCUCACAAAGCCCCUGGCCGUGGUCUCGACUGAUAAGCCUAUAGAUACUUCAACCAGUAAAGUCCGUCCAAGCAUACCUGAACCAAUUUUCUUCGGGCUGGACACGCCAAUAGUGGUCGGGAUUGCAUUUGCAGCCUUUUUAAUUGGAGCACUAUUAACAGGAGCUUUGUGGUGCAUUUAUUCUCAUACAGGUGAUACAGCAGGAAGACAGCAGGUUCCCACAUCCCCACCAGCCUCGGAGAACAGCAGCGCAGCUCAUAGCAUCGGCAGCACACAAAGCACCCCCUGUUCUAGCAACAGCACCGCCUAACCCGAGGAGCAGCACAGGAAGGCUGAAGAUCAGCUCCAGGGGCAGAGGUUCAAAGUCACUGCUGACGUUAAUUCUCCAGGGCUGAAAGAAAUCAUUUUG